Priapulus caudatus is the source of this 384-nucleotide messenger RNA. Its product is annotated as short-chain specific acyl-CoA dehydrogenase, mitochondrial-like. Gene Ontology annotation, molecular function: flavin adenine dinucleotide binding; oxidoreductase activity, acting on the CH-CH group of donors. The record is from RefSeq and is a predicted model, not a curated record. NCBI's taxonomy places the organism in Eukaryota, Metazoa, Priapulida, Priapulimorpha, Priapulimorphida, Priapulidae. The transcript has 5 exons. Bases 46 to 384 code for a protein of 112 amino acids.
CUUAUUGUUGGCUUCUUCUUCUUCGACAACACACCUCAGACAAGCAUGGCUGCGAGCAAACAGUGGGGAAGGAGCGAGUACUGGGGUCUGAGCUAUGCCUGGGACCUGCAAUGGCAACUCAACGACCGACAGAAAUCCAUCCAGAAACAACUAAUCGAAGUCUGCCGUACGGUCAUACGUCCACAUGCCAUCGAGUGCGAUGCAUCAUACAUCUAUCCCCGGCAGAGCAUGGAAGCGUUGGCUGGGCUCGGACUGCUGGGGUUGCUCGUACCGAAAUCACUGGGAGGCAUGGGCGAGAAUCACACGACAGCGGUGAUGGUGUGUGAAACUAUCGCCCGCUACGGUUGCUCUAGCACGGCAAUGGUGUACGAUUUAAAGAGGUGA